Molecule: messenger RNA, 4279 nt
Organism: Lytechinus pictus (painted urchin)
Lineage: Eukaryota; Metazoa; Echinodermata; Echinoidea; Temnopleuroida; Toxopneustidae
Product: methylsterol monooxygenase 1-like
Exons: 7
Coding region: 260-1117 (285 amino acids)
Biological process (GO): sterol biosynthetic process
Cellular component (GO): endoplasmic reticulum membrane
Molecular function (GO): C-4 methylsterol oxidase activity; iron ion binding
Source: RefSeq, a predicted model, not a curated record
GUAUAAAGCUGUAGGAUAAACACCAUGUAAAUAUAGCGGUCUUUAUAAUCACUACAUGUAACGUAGUCCUUGCUGUGGAGUUAAUUCUUAUCAAUAUUAAUGGCUUAUUCAUUAACCGAAAGGGUCCAUGAUCUAAACAUGUUUUGAGAUUAUAUUCUUCUGCCAGGCUAGGCUGUCAAAACAGUUGACAAGGGAAUAAGUUGUUCUCGGAUAUGAUAAUACCGACUGGAAGGGAGACACUGAAUAGUUAAUAGCGAAAAUGGCGGACAUACUGAACGGUGAUCCUAUAAUCAUGGAGAAUAUUACAAGUAUUGCUACUGCUGGAGGAUUCGAAUAUACCUGGAGGUAUAUGACGACCAACUAUACAAGAUUUCAGAUCGCGACGUAUGGGUCUGCACUCCUUCAUUUAAUGUCAUACAUUCUGAUUGCCUCCCCAUCUAUCGUUUUCCGAUACAUCCCCUACAUGGAUCGCUUCAAAAUACAACAAAAGCCGCUCUCAGGCGCCAAUGAGAUGAAAUGCUUCCAACUUCUUCUGAUAAAUCAGCUUAUCAUCCACGUCCCCUUCUAUCUUGGAGCACAUUUUUAUUGUGAACUCGUCAAUUUACCGUUUAGCUACGAGACAAUGCCCUCAUGGUAUAUAACUCUGGCCCAGUGUUUUGGUUGUCUAGUAAUAGAAGAUACCUGGCAUUAUUUCAGUCACCGUCUCCUUCAUCAUAAAAGCAUCUAUAAGUAUGUCCACAAAGUACAUCAUACGUGGCAGGCUCCACAUGGAAUGGUUGCAGAAUGUGUACAUCCUAUAGAAACGAUAUUACUUGGUGUCGGUAACAUGUGGGGUGUUCUGUUCUUUGGGACUCAUUUCAUCCUCCUAUGGGCCUGGAUGUUCGUAAGACUACUAGAAGUGAUUGAUGUUCAUUCUGGGUACAACGUACCGCUAAACCCUCUUCAUCUGUUCCCAUUUUAUGGAGGUGCUAAAUUUCAUGACUUUCACCACAUGAACUUGAAAGGAAACUACGCCCCUACCUUCAUCUGGUGGGAUAAGAUAUUUGGGACUGACAUACAGUACAAGGAAUACUACAGACUCAAGAAGGAAGGGGAGGAGGCCCAGAAACGAAAGUGAUUUAUGAGAGAACAAAAUUGACGAUCUAUUCCCAAACAAGGAAUUAUAUCACAUAGAAUUUUAUUCUGUAUAUUCAGAGAAAGUUAUAUGAAUUGUGUAAAUAGUACAAAAUUUUUUAAAUGCCUUUAGAAUCUCUAGUAACGAUUAGAAAAGUGAGUGAGAAAUAUUGGAGAACCGAUUAUAGAACCCCUCCUUAAUCUAGUUUAUUUGAAUGAAAAGAGGAAAUCAAACAAACAUAAUAUAUGAUUAAAAUCUGAAGAUCGCCAUUCCAGGUCAGUUUUUUGCUUAUAAUUUCUCAAAACAGUUACAGCAUACUUAUAAUAACUUUGUAAAUGAAAUCUGAUUUUUGUCUCACCUGCAUAGCAGAGUGAGACUAUAGGCGCCGCUUUUCCGACGGCGGCGGCGGCGGCAUCAACACCAAAUCUUAACCUGAGGUUAAGUUUUUGAAAUGACAGCAUAACUUAGAAAGUAUAUGGACCUAGUUCAUGAAACUUGGCCAUAAGGUUAAUCAAGUAUUACUGAACAUCCUGCCUGAGUUUCAUGUCACAUGACUAAGGUCAAAGGUCAUUUAGGGUCAAUGAACUUAGACCAUGUUGGGGGAAUCAACAUCAAAAUCUUAACCUAAGGUUAAGUUUUUGAAAUGUCAUCAUAACUUAGAAAAUAUAUGGACCUAGUUCAUGAAACUUAUACAUAAGGUUAAUCAAGUAUCACUGAACAUCCUGCAUGAGUUUCACGUCACAUGACCAAGGUCAAAUGUCAUUUAGGGUCAAUGAACUUUGGCCGAAUUGGGGGUAUCUGUUGAAUUACCAUCAUAACUUUGAAAGUUUAUGGAUCUGAUUCAUGAAACUUGGACAUAAUAGUAAUCAAGUAUUACUGAACAUCCUGUGCAAGUUUCAGGUCACAUGAUCAAGGUCAAAGGUCAUUUAGGGUCAAUAAACUGGCCAAAUUGGGGUAUUUGUUGAAUUACAGCCAUAAAUUUGAAAGUGUGUUGGUCUAGUUCAUAAAACUUGGACAUAAUAGUAAUCAAGUAUCACUGAACAUCCUGUGCGAGUUUCAGGUCACAUGAUCAAGGUCAAAGGUCAUGUAAGGUCAAAGAACUUUGGCCACGUUGGGGGUAUUUUUUGAAUUGCCAUCAUAUCUCUAUAAGUGUAUUGGUCUAGUUCAUAAAACGUGGAAAUAAGAGUAACCAAGUAUCACUGAACAUCUUGUGCGAGUUAUAGUACUUUUCAAAAUCAGCACUGCUGCUAUAUUGAAUCGCGUGAUGCAGGUGAGACGGCCAGAGGCAUUCCACUUGUUUUGUAAGUCAGCACUGUUGCUACAUGUACAUGAUGUACUUGUAUAUUGAAUCGCAUAAUGCAGGUGAGACGCUAGAUGCGCUCCUCUUGUUUUUUAAAUCUUUCGAUCAGAUUAUAUAUGCUUGCUUGAUUUUCCUUUUUUUUAUUGAAAUUUUAUUUUGUUGGGGGUGAACUUGGGUUUUGACAAGUACGGAAUACACAAAUGUUUUAUUUUUUUAAUGUUGUUUUUAUAAAAAUGUUAAACUGACUUCACAAACAAAAUGGAGAAUGUAGAACCAGAGUGUUAUCCGCAGGGGUGCCACUUAUAAUUGAUAGAAAGUCUGAAAAUCAUCAAAAAUUUCCCCUUGUCUAAAUACAAGAAAAAUAGGUUUUCUAUGGCCAAAGAAAGUUGAAAAAGCCUGAAUUCACUCAGACCCUAUUAUAAAAAGAGGCAUCCGGGUAUCUAGAAGAUUUUCCUCGGGAUCUGACAAACCAUGUUUUAUCUGACAGUUUCCAUAGAAACAGUGCUUCUCAACCAAUCAAAAUCAAGGAAAGUUGUCAGAUCUGACAAGUUGUUGGAUGAAAAUGUUGAUGAAACGCUUCCCAUGUGUUUUAACGGUUUGAUUAUGAUCUCAAAUUAAUUACUUCAAAAUAACAGACACAUGAGAGUUUAGAUUGAUCCAAUCAAGCACAAUUAUGGAAAGCCAAAGCAUUAAGAUUUCUAGUCAGUGUUUUCUAUCUAUUGUGCAUGUAGUACUUUCCUGUUUUGACUUAACAGUGAGCGUGAUCUUUUUUUAAGCUAAAGAAUUAAGACAUUGAACAAAAUAUGGAAAGCCAUCAAUGCAGAUUUCUAGUCAGUGUUUUCUAUCUAUUAUGCAUAUAGUACUUUCCUGUUUUGACUUAAAGGGAUGGUCCGGGCUGAAAGUAUGUAUAGCUUAAUAGAUAGUGUAGAAUUCACUGAGCAAAAUGCCAAAAAUUUCAUCAAAAUCGGAUAACAAAGUUAUUGAAUUUUAAAGUUUAGCAAUAUUUUGUGAAAACAGUCGUCAUGAAUAUUCAUUAGGUGGGCUGAUGAUGUCACAUCUCUACUUGUUCUUUUUCAUUUUAUUAUAUGAAAUUAGGUUUAUUCAAAUUUUUUCCUCCAAGAACUAGUAAAUUGGAUUGACAACUGAUUUAGUGCAUUAGGUAUUUAUUGCUGCAACUUAUUUCAUUAUAAGGGAGACAUAUUAUUCACACAAAUAUGAAAUAAUGAAAAAAUUAUGAUUUUAUGUAAUAACAUAAGAAAACGGAAAGUGGAGAUGUGACAUCAUCAGCCCACCUAAUGAAUAUUCAUGAUGACUGUUUUCACAAAAUAUUGCUAAACUUUAAAACUUCAAUAACUUUAUAAUUUGUUAUCCGAUUUUGAUGAAAUUUUUGACAUUUUGCUCAGUGAAUUCUACUCUAUGUAUUAAGAUUUAAAUAUUUUCAGCCCGGACCAUCCCUUUAAGUGAGCAUGCUCUUUCUUUUAAACUAAAGAAUUAAGACAUUGCAAAAAUUAUGGCAUUGAUGGAUUCCCAAAUACUUGAGAUUGAUCGGAUCAAUUGUAACUCUUUGCAAGACGGGGCCCUGAUACUGAGUAGAUGUUAGUUGGCAUGGAAGUUAACAGUUGAUGGUAAACAAAUUACCAUAAGUAAAGUCAUUCAUAACUUAAUUACGCUAGCUAUAUGAAAGACUAGUCAGUGCUCUAUAAUAUUGCUCCUCUUGCAUAUAAAUUGUUUCUAAAUCAAGUUAUUAUCAAUAUUGCCAUAAGUUCUAUAUCUCAUGUACAUCUGUGAAUAUCAUUAUUUUUUUAACAGGAUUAAAAAAAACUUAAACUCGAAAAGUACACCAAUAAAUCUUCAAUAAACAUCUC